This is a messenger RNA of Ostrea edulis (European flat oyster), 5386 nucleotides long. RefSeq lists its product as uncharacterized. The record is from RefSeq and is a predicted model, not a curated record. The transcript has 4 exons. Bases 22 to 2457 code for a protein of 811 amino acids. Lineage: Eukaryota; Metazoa; Mollusca; Bivalvia; Ostreida; Ostreidae.
GAAGAAUAGUUGGAUACCAAUAUGGACCAUGCAAGAUCGUCUACCCAUUCACUAGAUUUAGACAAAGUUCUUGAAUCUAUCAGUAGAAUUCGUCCAACGGUGCCAGAAUCUUUUGCAGACGGGUUACUGCAUGCCAUAGCAUUUAAUGAUUUCAUUAAGGAGUUAGAAAAUCUUUCCCGCAGUGUAGAAAUCAUUCCCAUAGAUCAAUUCAAGGAACAUUCUGGAACUGUGUGUGCUUUCGAAGUUGAAGUUGGAAUUCAGAAAGGGAACAACUUUAAAGUUAUCGAGAAGGAUUCCUUACGAAGGCAUGAAUUUUUAUCACCGCGAAAAACCUUCCCUAGGGCGUUCCUAAUAGACAGUGAUUCCAUAUAUGUUGCUGAUGCCAAGUGGGCAGUGUACAAAGAAUUCCAAUUUCAAAUAGAUUCGGACAACAUUUGUCUACAGCAUACAUGUGAGGAUUACGAAGAAGUAGCUAAAGUGUGUGCAGUUCAUGCGAUUUCGUCUUUUACUGAAAAACUAAAAUCUAUCACAGAGGCUGUUCCAGUGAAUGACAUUUCUUCAAUUGUCCAUGAUGCUGCUUGGAAGUCUUUAGCAAAAGAAAACAUCAGAGACAUAUGUAGAGAAACUGUGAUCAAAAGCGAGAGAGAAACUGUUGGUAAUGUAGGAAGCCCGAGCUACAUAAGCCAUUUCUCACCAACAGUAAACGGUCUGAAAAAAGUGUUAGUUAAAGAAACUUUGAAAAGUGUAGGACAGGAUUUGAGUUCAGAAAUAUGCAAAGGCCUUCUAAAACAUAUUCAAUCCAAAGUUCAGCAAAAUUUACAACACAACAUUGAAAACCUCAAAAUUUCGAUAGCCGAAGAAAAUUUGAAGGGAGUUGUUGUUGUUAUAGGAACAAUCAUUGUUUCAUUAUUCUUACCCCUCUUUGGAAUAAUUAUUGCUGCCUUCACAUUCAUAUAUACAAUAUUUGCUUCCGUGGAUAUCAAUUCAUUGUCAUGGCGUAACAAAGUGGCAGAUGAAAUUUAUCAAACAAUUUGCAACAAAAGAGAUGAACUUUUGAAGAAUGUCAUACGUGAGAUGGAAGAAAUAUGCAGAAAAGCAAUCGCGGAAUUAGAGAAAGCUCACAAAAUAAUCAAAGAUCAAAAAGGCGAAAUAAUCUUGGUUUCCCAAAGUGAGCUUGCAAAGGAGUGGAGGAGACGCGAAAUUGUGCAAAGCGCAGUUACCGAUCUGAAUAAAUAUCCAUCAGUUUUGAAUUUCAUUGUCGGACGAAAAUUGUCAAAACCGGUUGUAAAAGUAUUUGUAUCAAAAAAUGACAAGAAAGCAGAAAUGUUCCUCGAAACAAACAGAGACAUCCCAGACGGAACAGUUUUUGAAUUUGUUAACGUCACUGAAAGAUCGAAAGAGGGCAACAAAAGAAUACAAAAACUUGUGAAACAAGCACCUGCAAUCGACAGGCCUACAAGAGAACAUUUGUGUAAAUUAAUAACUGAAAAUGGUACAGGUAUUUAUGCAAAAUAUUCCAACGUCAUUUCGAUCGGAAUGAGUCCCGUCCUCUCCGACGGUACCAACACACCAUGCAUCACUUUGUAUUGCUUGGAUAAAUAUUUGAUACCAUAUGGUGAAAAACCUCUUCCUGAUUCCAUUCAAGGCUAUCCUUGUGAUAUCAGAGAAGAUUAUGUUCAACUUGGGUGUGGCCAUAACUGUGACGUUUUAGAUCUAGGUUGCAGUAUUGGAUUACCUUCGGGACUCUCCACUGGUUCUGCCGGAUUUUUGGUGAAGUCAAAUGAUCAAAUUGCUUCUCCAAAAAUUGGUUUCCUUACCGCUGCUCAUGUUGCAGUUUCAGAGUUUGAAGAAUUAUAUAGAAAAAAGGAACGACUUUCUGAAUGUGUCCUUUUGGGCUAUCCGUAUGAUGUAGUACAUCCUUCACGGUUAGACAGUUGGAAUUCUAAAAUCGUUGGUAACGUCGUUGAAUCAUUUUGUGGAAAUCGUGAGUCCGUUGGAAUGGAUGCGGCUUUUGUUAAGCUGAACCAACCCAGAUUUAAAAAACACACUGUUCUAGAGAUUGCCCAUGAAACCUCUUUACGGUAUGAUGGCAGCGAGGAGGUUCACAAAAGAGGCCGAACAACUAACGAAACUGUAGGAAUUUUAAUGAGUGUAGGAGAAUCUGUCCGUGUAACGUCAAAGAAGUAUAAUGUCUACCAAACAUUCGAAAACUGUUACGUUAUUGGUGAUAAAGAGAACGGCAUUUUUUUCGACGAGGGAGAUUCUGGAUCUGGCGUGUUUUUAAAAGACAGAACCGAAGACAAAUUAAAGCCUCUUGGAAUCGCAUUUGCUAAAAGGAAAAUUGAGUCAGGAACAUUUGUGUGCAAAAUUGAUAAAAUUCUUCAGGAAUUUAACAUAUCCGUGAUUGAAAAAGGGGUGGAACACAUGGCCACAUCUUGGCCCUUCUAUUAUCGUUAAAUGAUAUGGAUUUCUGAUUUGCAUUUUACCAAAUCUAAAGCAAGUAUCAGUUGAAUUCGAAGGAUUACAUUCGCUUUAUCUUGUCAGCUUCCAUGUUUAAUUUUUACCAAUUGAUGGAAUAUUUAGAAUACGUUAUUUCCUGGACUGUAAACAUGUAGUACAUAUUAUUCGAAAUGUUUAUUAUGUUUUGUAUAUCUUCUAAUCAUCAUUGUAUUUAUGGUAACUCUUUACAAUGUCAACCAGUAAAGACACAAAGAAUUAUAUUAGUCAUUAUUGGGGCAAAUUUAAAGACUACUUUUUUUCAUAAUUAACCAAGUUGUAUCUUAAUGGAACGGUAUUGUUGUGAUGAAGUAGAAAAUAUGCAAAAUGUGUCGGACAUAUAUAUAAGAAUCCAAAGAACGUGAGGCUACACAAAGCAAUACAUGAUCAUUAUCUUUUCCUUCAGCAUGUUGAAUGUAACAUUGAAAUGUAAUAAUGAAUUUUCACUAGUUCAAUAGCCCCAUUUACAUACCUUUCAUCAAUAAUUUAAAGUGUAUUUUCUUUUUAAAAAACAAGAUCAUAUGAUAACAUUUCUCGACUGAAAUGUUGAGAUGGACCCUGAAUGUCGAUUUUUUUAUGUGACGGUUGAGGUUGGAAGGUCAUGGAAGCCCAAGGCACCUAAAAUACUAAUCUCAUGAUCAAUAUUUCACAUCUAGUAUUCUAACUCAUACUCCAAGCUCCUUCUUUUAAAAACGAAAGUCUUCAAAAACACGCUUCAGUGUUAAACAAAUUUGAUAUCCCAAUCAAUGGGAGCUACCGUACCUAUACCAACAUCCUUGCAAACAGAGAUACAUUGCUGGAUCCAGUAAAUGUUCUACUAAACCGCAAUCUUUACUUCUCACAAAAAUAUUAACUACUUUGAAUUAGAAACUUUAGACGUAUUGUACCGCAACAUACGCGCUAACGUACAGAAUUUGAUGUAACAGCUAGAUGUAAAAGUUGCUGCUAUGGCUGCAUUCAGAUUGUAGUGGCCGGACUAGACUAUUGUUGGGUAUUGAUUCUGUUGAUUUUGGAAAGUUUUGUGAUUUGAUAUGUACUAAAAUGCAGCCAUAGUAGUAACUUUUACAUCUACCUGUUACACCAAAUUCUGAUAUUAAAAAAACUAUUUAUGCUACUUAUAAUGAAAAGAAAUUAAAUUAUGCGCUAACUUAUUUAAAUAGUUGAUGAUAGUUUACAAGGUGGGUACAGGCAUCUACUAAAGUUGUGGUUUUAGAUGCAUGUCACUGUGACAUGUAUACAUCGUGUUCAAAGGACAUUCGAACUUGCAACUUUUUCGUUGUCGUUUUCUUAUAUGAUUUUUUUUAAAUGUUGUAUGAAUGCAGAUAUUAAUAAUGCACAUAUUAAUAAUAUCUGAUCUUUAAACACCUGACAAUAAUUACCAAAGUUGUUCUUUACUCAAAAGGUGGACUCAGCCAUCCUUGCCAAAGAUGGAGACUUUUUAUCAUAUCGUGCGUAAUUUGUUUUGUCUCACUCUCCGAUCAAAAUAAUGAUAUAAUAUCAGGAGAUUCCUAUAUUGUACAUGUUAUUCCAACAGAAAAUCUAAAUAUGGCUUUCCUCCGGAUAAAAUCGCAAAAGUCGAGGCUCUAUCUCACAGCAAGUGGCACGGUAAAGAUCCCUCCCUGCUCAAAGGCUGUAAGUUUUGCUACACUUACCGGCAAUGGUGACGUCUCUAAAUUAGGGGAAAAAACUCUUGAGAGGGACAUUAAAUACUUUAAUCAAUUAAUCUUUAAAUUAUACUGAUUAAUACAUUUAUUUGUUGCUAUUGUUUGUUUGUUUGUUUUUUAUUGUGUGUUCGUUUGUUUGUGUUUUUUUUUAAUUAUUCUUUGAUUUGGAUUUUGUUUUGGAGAGAUUGAGGUUAUUUCUCUUUUUCUUCGUUUGUGUUAAUACAUACAAUUUUUGCAUUACAUGUAUUUUUAACAGAGGACGCACUACACUUGGAAUCACGUGACAAAAUAAUCACAUGAUAUAGACAGUCAUUCUCGUUUCCCUGAAAGGUUCUGGCUACAAGUGAUACAUCACACUCUUUUCAUGGCCCACUGGCUGUUUAUCUUUUAUUUUACCUCUUAUUUUACAGAUUUUAUCGUAUUUUUACAGCCUUUCUUACUUUUGAUUCCAUGUUUACUUUAAAUCCCCACCACGUGAUGUCCUACAUCCAUACGCAUAUUACGAACUAUGUCCGAAUUUAGGAUCAGAAAACAACAAUUUUAAACAAUUUACAGUAAGCCUCAAUUUAAUUGCACAAAACGUAUUUCUUGAUAUGACUAAAUAUUUAUUCCAAAACAUAAAUGUAGGAUAUUCGACAGUUUUACAAGAUUUCUGUAAAUUAACGGUUGAAAGAGGUAUAGUGCGAGUAGCGCACAGAAAUCUGGGUAGAGAAUGACAAUUUCUGUUGUCCAAACUACAUGCUUACGUACACGCCGUUCAAACUGUUGUUUUGUUUUGCCUAUCACAGUGCAAGUUUAUUGAUAUUUUUCAUAUCUUUAUGUAUAGACAAUCGAUGGUUCACAGGUGAUUUUCAUGAUUGAUGUCUGUAAUGUUUUAAAGUUUAUCGGUUACAGCAGUUUAAGGCCAGGUUACAUGUACAUGUUGAUAUUUAAUAUCGAACAUUAACAUAUUUGAUGAUGCAGUAUAAUUAUCUAUAGCUUGGUGUAUAUCUAAUCAUUUUUUAAAUUUGAUAAUCGAAUUUCAGAAAUAGAUAAAACUUACGUUUGAAAUUUAAUAUCAUGGUCAUAAAUCAGAUUCAUUUUUGUAUGGAUGGAAAACGUUUACUGUCAUGCUUUUAUAGAAUUGUAUUCUAUCAGAAUGUUAAUACCUGUUGUUUGAUAUCACUUUCAGAUUUUCAUUAGAUGUUGUGUGUUCACUAUACUGAAUAAAGCCUCGUCUACAAACA